UUUCUCAUAUUUUUUGAACUGUUAUUUCAGAAGGACAAAUAGGUUCAGCAUGAACCGUCUAAUUCUGCUUUGCAUAUUCACCGUGUUGUUACACAUGGUGUUGGGAUGUCCUUACCAUGAUCGUAUCCAAGUAUUGAAGCAAGAACAGGACGCCCGUAUCAAAGAGUUAAUGCGACGAAGCGGGGGUAGCAGUCUGUCACUAUACACAGGCAGAAUCGACCCUGUGCUACGUAAAAAAUACAUUCAUACUGACCGAACGCUCCGUAUGAAACAAGAUGAGAUCGACCGAUUGAACGCUUUCCUGUUGAGCAUUGAUAGCGACUAUGCAGAGGAACCGGGUCAUACACACACACAUAGCACAUCAAGCAGUUCUUCCGCUAGCACGGGAUCCUCGCAUGGCCAUAGCCCGAGCACUGGAACGUCCAGCACUGCAGGUCAUUCCAGCCAUUCAGCUUCAAGGAGACCAGCAAGCUCCUCACACAGAGUAAACCAUCGUCCCACCACCAGCCAUUCCACAAGCCACAGUAGACCUGCAAGUAGCAGUAGGGCCACCUCUAGCUCAAGUUCAAGGACACCCAGCCGGUCGGGAGCUCACGGGACUCACACAACUUCCCUCAACAGACCGUCGACAAACUACAUUGGUUACAACUCGCAUCGAGGCUACAUACCAAGGGGAAGAAAGACCCCUGGGAUCUCAGUCGGGUUCGGGUCUGCAUCGACCGUGUACCAGCCGGAAAGAUACGUUGCAUGCCCUGGCACCAGAUUCCAUGUUUGUCCAAUCGGAACAACCUGCGAGCGACACGGUCGUACUUACAGAUGUGUGCAACGUGGGCAAUACAGAUGCCCAGAUGGAUUUGAAAGAUUCAACGUAUCUUCUACACAAUAUAGAUGCCAAGACAUCAACGAAUGUGAAAACGUCGACCUUAACCACUGCGAGUACGAUUGCUUGAACACACAUGGAAGUUACAGAUGUACAUGUGAUGAUGGGUACAGUGUUAUGGCGGACGGAACAUGUGUUGAUAAUGACGAAUGUGCUGGCAGUUACCACGUAUGCCAGAACGAGUGCAGAAACACCCUUGGGGGUUACGACUGUGUGUGUCCUCAAGGUUACAACAAGACUGAGCCAGGCGGUAAAUACUGUCAAGACAUCAACGAGUGUUUGGAUGAGGAAACUUGUCGGACCGGAGAAAAAUGCUUGAAUACUUUUGGAUCGCAUGAAUGCAAUGUGCCGCAGGAAUGCGAGGAGGGCUAUUUGAGGAAAAAUACAACUGGAAACGAAUUCGGACCAUGCGUUGUGGAAAACUACGAGACCGACACUCACAAGCCAGUGUCCAUCUCACACAGCAGGUUCGCUCUGUUUUCCAAAUAUCCUAUGAAUAGAGAGGUCGCCAAAAUGAACUAUUACAGAGUGUCAGGCCACAGAUACAUGUUCAGGGUAACCGAAGGCAGCGGUUACUUCAGAAUUGUCCAACAAGCUGGAAGAAACUACGUCACCAUUAAAACACGUCGUCGACUCAUUGGACCUCAAGUGUAUAGAAUGAAGAUACUAGUGACCGACUACGACAGAACAGCAAGCGAUUGGAGACGCCGUACCAUCACAAGCAGGAUAGAUCUAGAAUUCAUUGUUUCGCAAUACGACUUUUAAAAAGCAAGGGGUUACGUAAAACUCGAACCGUCAUAAAAACGUUAAUUUGUAAAAUUUCUUAAAUUGCUCGACAGCUGCGUCAGUGUGUAAUGAAAUUGUGACAAAAUAUUCACGAUUUGUAAAUAAACAAGUUUCACGUUUCA
Molecule: messenger RNA, 1788 nt
Organism: Ciona intestinalis (vase tunicate)
Lineage: Eukaryota; Metazoa; Chordata; Ascidiacea; Phlebobranchia; Cionidae
Source: RefSeq, a predicted model, not a curated record